Messenger RNA from Cynoglossus semilaevis (tongue sole), 1301 nucleotides. RefSeq names its product DCN1, defective in cullin neddylation 1, domain containing 5 (S. cerevisiae) (gene dcun1d5). The transcript has 10 exons. Gene Ontology annotation, biological process: protein neddylation. The record is from RefSeq and is a predicted model, not a curated record. Gene Ontology annotation, cellular component: ubiquitin ligase complex. The coding region runs from base 252 to 944 and encodes 230 amino acids. Gene Ontology annotation, molecular function: ubiquitin conjugating enzyme binding; cullin family protein binding; ubiquitin-like protein binding. NCBI's taxonomy places the organism in Eukaryota, Metazoa, Chordata, Actinopteri, Pleuronectiformes, Cynoglossidae.
UCUUCCCUGUGAGGAGACGAAAUGGUUUCAUCCCCCGGAAGCGCCGGUGACUACCCGGCGCAGUAGAAGCAGGUGGAGUUGAUUUCAGACGGAGAGAGGAGAAAUUGACUAAAGUACGAGUUGUAACAAUUCUUUUACAAGACCAAAUCCGCAAAACAGAAACGCUGGACAAGCUUAAUAUCUUAGAUCUGAAUGGACAGGGUAGCCAUAAAUACACAGCCCAGCUAGUAAAGCCUGUUAAAGGUUUAGUGAUGCCCGUAAAGAAGAAAAGAAAACUUUCUGGUACAGAUGAUCAUGAGCACAAGUGUAAAAUUACAAGUUUUACUCGACUUCAGAUCCGUGGUGCGAGGCAGAUAAGCGAUGAUAAGGUGUUCUCCACCAAGAAGUGCCUUGCUUGGUUCCAAGAGUAUGCUGGUCUUGACCAGGUGGUUGGUCCAGAGGCUAUGGAGAAGUUCUGUGAAGAUAUUGGUGUUGAACCAGAGAAUAUUAUCAUGUUAGUUUUAGCAUGGCAUCUAGAAGCAGCAAGUAUGGGCUUUUUCACAAAAGAAGAGUGGCUUAGGGGAAUGACGUCACUACAGUGUGACAACACAGAGCGGUUACGGAGUAAAUUGGAUUUCCUACGUAGUGAGCUCAACGAUUCAACAGUCUUCAAAAACGUCUACAGAUAUGCAUUUGACUUCUCCAGGGAUAAGGACCAGAGGAGUUUGGACAUGGACACAGCUAAAUCCAUGUUGGCUCUGUUGCUGGGGAGGACGUGGCAGCUCUUCCCAGUCUUCCACCAGUUCUUAGAGCAAUCAAAGUACAAAGGCAUGAAUAAAGACCAGUGGUACAACGUUCUGGAGUUCAGCAGAACCAUUAACACAGACCUCAGUAACUACGAUGAAGAUGGAGCUUGGCCCGUGCUGCUAGAUGAGUUUGUGGAAUGGCUGAAAACGGCGUCCUAGCAGAGAAUGUCCCAACAUUGAACAGGAAAAGAAGGGAGAGAAAACAAAAAUGAAUACAGAAGGAAUCUGUCAAAGAGAAUGGACAAUAUUGCAAAUACUUACACACAUGCACUACAGCGCCACCUCAUCACAGAACAUACCUGUGCAUCAUCUGCCAAUGGUUUUUAGGAGGCCUUUCUCUCACUGAGUAGACUGUUUUUUAAUUAUUAGUAAUGAUUUGGAGAAAAUAAUUCUUAAGUAAAGAAAGCCACAAAUGACAAAACCAAAAAAAAUAGUAGAGAAAGAAGCUGUGGAAUUUGUCAUCUCAUUACUUUUGUGUCUUGUUUAUAGAUGUUUCAAUAAAACAAUAAAGAAAAA